Messenger RNA from Clavispora lusitaniae ATCC 42720, 1590 nucleotides. RefSeq lists its product as uncharacterized. The record is from RefSeq and is a predicted model, not a curated record. NCBI's taxonomy places the organism in Eukaryota, Fungi, Ascomycota, Pichiomycetes, Serinales, Metschnikowiaceae.
AUGUCCUCGCUUGUCUCCCCGAUGACAGGAUUUGCUGAAAAUAACCCGCCGCCCGUCAAGAGAAAAAGAGGACGGCCACCAAAGGCCAACAAGCUCGGAGAUGCGUUUCCCACUCUCACGCUUCAGUUUGAAACCUCGCCUUCCAGUGGAAGCCCUACUGCAGAAUUGAACUCGAGCAUGACUGUGAAAAUGGGCGAGCCCGACACGUUUACUCCUCUCAUGAAAGUUCUGCCCACAUACCAUCUGGCCCGGCGGAAGAGAUCCCGAAGAUGCUCAAACGAUCUGCCCACACGGAGAGAACGGCCCGAGACGGAAAUUCCUACUCCGUUGUCAUCAACAUCGAGCCAUCGAAGACUGAGUUACCAGUUUGAUCUGCUGGUGAUGGAUAAGAUGUUUUCUCUUACCCAUGAAGGUAAAGUGGGGGAAACGAUUGAGCAUAAAAUGGACAGAAUGGAUACCAGAAUGGAUGCUCGAAUGGAAGCACGAGAUAUUUCUGCCAGAGCAUCUGCUAAGUUGGGGCUUACAGGCUCCGGCAGCAACCACUAUGACAAGUCACUCCAAAAUCCAGGAGCGCCCACCCCUUCGGGCCUCAAAGGUUCAAUGGGGUUAAAUGCGCUGGGAUACCCGAGCCCAAUGGGGACUUUGAACACCACUGGUGUCUGGAACUCAACGGGAGCUUCGAAGCCCAUAGAGCCAGUGCAUUCGGGAGCCGGAGGUUCUGCCAGCCACAAUGCAUGCAAAGGAGGAAGGAUUGAGAACAGCGCUAGUACUUCUCGUACCACACACCAUUCUGCUACCAAUGCUAAACUUCAGUCUGCUCCUCAGUUGGACGCAGGUUUCCAAGGAAGCCGCAAAGAGCGAAUGCAAUUUGUGGAGGAUGAUCUAUUCACGUUUAAGCUUGUGGUGAAUUCACUGGGGCGAGCAGAACUUUCCAAGAGAAAAGAGCCCGGCGAAGACUACGCGGAAGAAACGAUCCCUGAAAAACCGGUGCAAGAGUAUCAACCUAGUGGAAGUAUGUCCGCUAACGACGGUCUGUUGCAGAAGGAGAAGCCGAGCAGUAUAUCAAACGAGAGCCAGUUUCCAAGUUACCAAAGUGGGAUUCUGUCUAGAGGGAACUUGCCCGAAAAACCACCGCUUGUACACCACAAUACAGCAAUAGGAAUUGAGGGCCAGCUCCUUGCUCGAGAAGAGAGCAUGCAAAUGUCUACAGCGGGCUCUGUGGGCGAAAAUAUGGAUGAUGGCGAAAAGCAUGUUGUUCCGCAGACACCAAAAGGCCGGGACGAUUUUUUGGUUGGAUUUACACCCAAAUAUGAGGAGGGGUCCUUGUUUAAAUUGACACCACAAUUCAACACAAUGAUGUACUCCAUGAUGAAUCUAAACUCGCCACAACCGAGCAGGGGCGACGCACAGCCGUUUUUGAGCCCUAAUCAUGAGAUGGACUCGCAGGCUCGAGCCAUAGCCAUGGACUCUAGCAUUGAUACCGAAAAGUUGUUGGACCCGUCCGGACAUGAAAAUUUGGCGGACCAGUUUCUUUCCAAAGACGAUGGCGACGCACGAAACGCACUCAAGAAAAUCUUGAAGUUACACUAA